Molecule: messenger RNA, 3267 nt
Organism: Aureobasidium pullulans EXF-150
Lineage: Eukaryota; Fungi; Ascomycota; Dothideomycetes; Dothideales; Saccotheciaceae
Exons: 2
Coding region: 1-3267 (1088 amino acids)
Biological process (GO): response to oxidative stress
Molecular function (GO): iron ion binding; peroxidase activity; oxidoreductase activity, acting on paired donors, with incorporation or reduction of molecular oxygen
Source: RefSeq, a predicted model, not a curated record
AUGGGCACCCUGUUGUCGGCAAUGAAAGCUCCUCUGCCUACUGGCACUGGUGAUGGCUCUGCUCUACCAGUGGAGAAAGAUGACUCCGUCGCUUCGACACUUGCUACCAUCGUCAAGGAUGUCUCCCAUCUCGGAUUCGACUCGGUCGAGAAGGUUGCAAAGAUGACUAUCAAGACAAAGAGUGGUGAAUACGUUGACGACAAGGAAUAUCUCAUGGAACAUCUGAUCAACGCUGCUGCCAGUCUGCCGAAUGAUAUGGUUGGACAGAAACUCACAAAUGGCUUUGUAGCCACGCUCUGGAAUGACCUAGAGCAUCCUCCGAAAGCGUUCAUGAGCGACAAGUACCAGUACCGCAGUGCAGAUGGCUCAGAUAACAGCUAUCUCCAUCCUCGCCUAGGAGCUGCUCAUGAAGCCUACGCGCGCACUGUCAAGCCGACCACCGUACGGCCAGGCAACCUCCCCGACCCGGCUGUCUUGUUCGAUGUUCUCAUGGCCAGAGACAAGCCCACAGAGCAUCCGAACAAAAUCUCGAGUGUGUUGUUCUACAUCGCAUCGAUCAUUAUCCAUGAUCUUUUCAAGACCAAUCACAAGGACUUCAGGAUCUCCGACACCUCAUCAUACUUGGACCUGUCUCCCCUGUACGGAAGCGAUCAGAAGGAGCAAGAUAGUGUCAGAACCUUCAAGGACGGCAAGAUCAAGCCCGACUCAUUCGCAGAGACUCGCCUGCUAUCCUUCCCUCCUGGAGUUGGCGUGAUUAUGGUCAUGUUCAACCGCUUCCACAACUACAUUGUCGAGCAGCUCGCUCUCAUAAACGAAAACAGCAGAUUCACUCGUCCUGCCGAGGACGCAACAAAAGAAAAGUGGGACAAGUAUGACAACGACCUAUUCCAGACUGGCAGAUUGAUCACAUGUGGUCUCUACAUCAACAUCAUUCUAAUCGACUACGUAAGAACAAUUCUGAAUCUUAACCGGACAGACUCUGAUUGGAAGCUCGAUCCUCGUGUUGAGUUUUCUGGUCAGCCAGAUCUCGGAUGUGGCAAUCAAGUCAGCGCGGAGUUCAAUCUGGUAUAUCGCUGGCAUUCAGCAGUAUCAGACAAGGAUGAUAAAUGGACCCAGGAUCUUUUUGCAAAGAUUUUCCCUGGGAAGACACCAGACGAGGUGCCUCAGCUUGAGUUUUUGAAGACCCUGGGCCACAUGGAGGCAGAUUUGAGAGCCCAAGAUCCCACCAAGCGUAACUUCCACGACAUCAAGAGGAAAGACGACGGUACUUUACCAGAUGACGAGCUCGCUCAGAUCUUAAUCGAAAGUAUCGAAGACUGCGCCAACGCUUUCGGUCCUCGUCAAGUGCCAAAGGUCAUGAGGCAGAUUGAAGUCUUGGGUAUCAGACAAGCGAGAGCAUGGAACUUGGCUACUCUGAACGAGUUCAGAAAGCACUUCUCCCUGAAGCCUUACUCAACGUUCGAGGAAAUCACCGCAGAUAAGGAGAUUUCUGAAUCUCUCAAGCACCUGUAUGACCACCCGGAUAACGUCGAGCUUUAUCCUGGUCUGGUUGUUGAAGAUGCAAAGUUCGCUAUGCGCCCUGGAUCAGGACUCUGCCCAUCUUACACAACCUCUCGUGCAGUCCUUUCCGAUGCUACGGUACUGGUCCGCGGCGACAGAUUCUAUACAACUUCUCACCAUCCUUCGGCCCUUACUAACUGGGGUUUCGCCGAGCAGGGAUCCGAUCUCAAGGUCAAUCAUGGCUGUGUCAUGUACAAGCUCUUCAUGAAGGCUUUCCCUAAUCACUUCCGCCCGGAUUCAGUAUAUGUUCACUUCCCUUUCACUGUGCCUUCGGAGAUGAAGAAGGUACUGACUGGCUUGGGCAAAGCGGACAAGUACAACUUCGAUAGACCUACUCGUCUCGCCCCGACUAAGAUGCUGUUCUCAUACCCUGCUGCAAAGAAGGUGCUCUAUGAUCAAGAGGCUUUCAAGGUGUAUUGGGGCUCGAAGAUCGAGUUUCUCAUGGGCCCUAAAGCUAAGAGCUUCAUGCUUGCGGGCGACACGAAGACCAACACUGCUUCACGUGAUAUGAUGGAGCAAGCUCUAUAUCUAGGCAAGUUCUCCCGCAAAGAACCCACAGGAAAUGAGAAGUGGCUUCUUGAAGUCCGCAAGUUCUACGAAGAGCACACCGCCAUGCUGCUGCAAAAACAUUCAUACAAACUCGCCGGUACCAAUUACGUGGAUCUUAUCCGAGAUGUGUCCAACAUCGUGCAUGUACACUUCUGCUCAGAAGUGUUCAACUUGCCACUCAAGACGGAGGAGAACCCGGAUGGUGCCUUUACCGAGAAGCAGAUGUAUCUUGUCAUGGCCGCUGUCUUCGCCUGCGUCUUCUUCGACGUUGAUCCAGAACACUCGUUCGCGCUCAGGCAGGGAGCACACGGCGCUAUUCAGGCAGUCGGAAAGCUCAUGGAGAUGCAAGUGCAGGCUCUGGCCAAAUUGCCUCAUCUCUCGAACGCCGUUGAUCGUAUCGGCGAAUGGUGGUCAGGCAAGGACCGCUCAGUCCUCACUCAAUAUGGCAAGCACAUGAUCGAGCGUUUACUCCAUACUUCAGGCAUGGAUGUGCAAGAGCUCGUGUGGGCACAGAUCAUCCCCACUGCCGGCAGCAUGUGUGCAAACCAAGGUCAAUUCUUCGGUCAAGUCAUUGAUUGGCUAUUCAGCGAUGGUCGCGAGUACCUUCCAUUGUUGCACGAGCUGGCAGUCCAGGAUACACCCGAAGCCGAGGAGAAGAUCAUGCGCUACUUCCUCGAGUUCUCGCGUCUACAUUGCGAGACUGGUGUUUACCGCACCGUAGCAAAGGAGAUGAUUGUCGAAGAUAUGGACCGCAGAGUCAAGCUGAAUGUCGGCGACACCGUGGCCCUCAACUUCCGCUCCGCUUCUCGCGACCCUGAAAUCUUCCCUGACCCAGAAACCAUCAAAUUGGACCGUCCCAUCGAUUCCUACAUCCAUCUCGGUCAAGGACCUCACCAAUGUCUCGGUCAACCCAUGACGCUGGUCGCUAUGGGUGCCAUCCUCAAAACUCUCUGUAAGCUCCCUAAUCUCCGCCCUGCACCUGUCUGGCCUGGUCCUGUCGACUCGGUCAAGAAGGUCGUCAAGGACUUUUCAGCACUCGCACCUGAUGUCGAAUUCAAGCCCGAAUGGGAGUACCACUGUUAUCUCCUCGAGGACUGGGAUCAGUAUUUCCCCUUCCCGGCCAGCUUGAAGAUCUGCUGGGAUGGGCCGGAUGCUUAG